GACUGUCCCCGGUGUAUAAAACAACCAGUGAGGCGUGGAGUAUGCGCCUGUUGCCUCCCUUCACCCUCACCUCAUAAUGGCCAGGCUGAUGCAAAUCAGAUUCACAUCGUCAACCAGCAACCGUCGCCCUUAUGGGGGCGACCGCGCGACAAUACGGUGUUCUCCUCACCCCAAAGUUCGCAACUUCAGCGCGCGUCUCGCGUCUACCAUAUCCGCAACCACCAUCACAUACUCGCUCCAGCAUCGCGACCAUGUCCACAGACUGGAUGCGGGUAACAGCUGUCUCGGUGACAAUGGAUGCGUGCAUCUCUUUCGGUUCCUUACUUCACCUGCUGGCCAGAAAUACCGGAAUAGCAUCACAGAACUGUACUUGACAUCAAAUGAGAUCGGGGCAAAGGGCUUACAGGCGCUUUCCGCUUAUCUCAGUGGAAAUGAGGUUCUGAGAGAAUUGUGCUUGUCAGGGAAUCCCCUUGCAACAGAUCCAGAUACUGUCAUCGCUUUUGCCGCUGCUCUUAACACUUCACGUCUCUGCACUCUUCACCUCAUUCACAACGGAGAACUCUCAGAUGACUUCGUUUCCCUCUUUCUUCCGCAGCUAACCACGCCUUAUCUGCGUCAAUUGAAUAUGUCGGCCAUAGGAAUGACUCGCAUGUCAGUUCCUGUUAUCAUCAAAUAUGUGAGUUCUGCCGUGUGCAGACUGGAAGGGUUGCAGUGUAAUGCGAAUAGUCUCACUCUUCCGGGUGCGCGGGAUAUCGUGAGUGCAAUCGAGGAGCACAACUAUAGCUUGUGGAAGGUCACCCUCGAUGACCUUCAUAUUGAUACUGAUCAUGAUGGCGAAGAGCGGAUGCAAGCUUGGCAAGGAACGCUCGAUAGCGUAUGCCGUAGGAACUCGCAGAUGAAGAAAAAAAUAAGAGCAGAGGCACUAAUGCUGCUUUGUUCUGCUCGAGCUCUUUUCCUUCGCUCUGGCUCUCACAGUAUGCCAUCGGGAGUCAUUUCUGGGACCUUCAAACGACGUUCCAAACCGUUAUCCCCCUUUUUUGAUCUACCACCAGAACUUCAAUCUGUGAUCAUGUCACUACUAGCGCCAACACUCUCAUCUAGACAGCGUGCAAGAAUAUGUGAAUAUGCCGCAGAUUACAGGACACUCCCUCGGUUAGACUUGACUGGUGCGAAAGUAGGAUUCUCGACGCGUCUUUCGAGUUUGGCGCGUUAUGGCUUUACGCGCAGUCCGCAGACACAUGUGGCGAUUAUACAGGCCCGCGAUGCUGUUGACGAAGGUAGUGUGGUCGUUCUGGAAGGUACGUGGAGACCUUGCGCAUCGUGGGAGUGUGCAUGCAGAGGACCGGCGCGGCGUGAGUGUGCGACGCUACGACGAUGGCAGAGAGAGAUGCGAGACAUUUGGUUAACGCAGGUUGGAUGCGUUGUGUACGAGCCUGCACUGUGAAGACUGUCAUUGUGAGCUUAGCGGGACCUUGGAAAGGUAUUAACAUUCUGUUGCAGUGCUUUUUUUUUUUUUUACUACGCUUGGCUUGAUGCUUGAGAUAUCUUGUUUUCUUUCUUGACUACUGAUUGGGACAUUAUAAUCUUAAAUGAGCUGUGUAUUGUACUUGGUAUCUACUAGUAACAUUUAAAUUUCAGGCAAUUCAGCUAUGAGAAAU
Messenger RNA from Serpula lacrymans var. lacrymans S7.9, 1658 nucleotides. RefSeq lists its product as uncharacterized. Gene Ontology annotation, molecular function: protein binding. The record is from RefSeq and is a predicted model, not a curated record. Lineage: Eukaryota; Fungi; Basidiomycota; Agaricomycetes; Boletales; Serpulaceae. The transcript has 3 exons. Bases 77 to 1444 code for a protein of 455 amino acids.